This is a messenger RNA of Chlorocebus sabaeus (green monkey), 792 nucleotides long. Lineage: Eukaryota; Metazoa; Chordata; Mammalia; Primates; Cercopithecidae. The record is from RefSeq and is a predicted model, not a curated record.
AUGCGGAAAGGAAAGAAAGCCAAGGGGAAGAAGAUGGCUCUGGCCCCUGCUGUCGUGAAGAAGCAGGAGGCCAAGAAAGUGGUGAAUCCCCUGUUUGAGAAAAGGCCAAAGAAUUUUGGCAUUAGACAGGACAUGCAGCCCAAAAGAGACCUCGCCCGUUUUGUGAAAUGGCCCCGCUAUAGCAGGUUGCAGUGGCAGGGAGUCAUCCUCUAUAAGCGACUAAAAGUGUCUCCUGCGAUUAACCAGUUCACCCAGGCCCUGGACCACCAAACAGCUACACAGCUGCUUAAGCUGGCCCACAAGUACAGACCAGAGUCAAAGCAAGAAAAGAAGCGGAGUCUGUUGGCCCAGGCGGAGAAGAAAGCGCCGGCAAAGGGGACACUCCCACUAAGAAGAACACCUGUCCUUCAAGCAGGAGUUAACACCAUCACCACCGCAGUGGAGAAUGAGAAAGCUCAGCUGGUGGUGAUUGCACAGGACAUGGAUCCCAUGGAGCUGGUUGUCUUCUUGCCUGCCCUGUGUUAUAAAAUGGGGGUCCCUUACUGCAUUAUCAAGGGGAAGACAAGACUGGGACAUCUAAUCCACAGGAAGACUUGCACCACUGCUGCCUUCACACAGGUUAACUCAGAAGACAAAGGAGCACUGGUGGAAGCUAUCAGAACCAAUUACAACGACAGACCCAAUGAGAUCCAUCGUCACUGGGGAGGCAAUGUCCUGGGUCCCAAGCCUGUGGCUCCCAUUGCCAAGCUCAAAAAGGCAAAAGCUAAAGAACUUGGCACAAAACUGGGUUAA